Molecule: messenger RNA, 3136 nt
Organism: Polistes dominula (European paper wasp)
Lineage: Eukaryota; Metazoa; Arthropoda; Insecta; Hymenoptera; Vespidae
Gene: Msx
Product: homeobox protein Msx
Biological process (GO): embryonic morphogenesis; regulation of transcription by RNA polymerase II
Cellular component (GO): nucleus
Molecular function (GO): DNA-binding transcription factor activity, RNA polymerase II-specific; RNA polymerase II transcription regulatory region sequence-specific DNA binding
Source: RefSeq, a predicted model, not a curated record
UUAACCCGUGGGGACUCGACCUGCCUAGCCGGUCUUCUUUCUUUCUUUCUCUCUCUCUCUCUUUCCCUCUUUCUUUUCUUUGCACUUUUUCAUUUCGUUCUUUCUCUUUCUUUCUAUCUCUUUCUCUUUCACAUACACCAUAAACACAAAAACUCUAUUCGUAUUAUUUUAUUCUAUGUUCUGCCUGUGUUUGCCUAAUAAAUCCUAAUCAUCACCAAUUUGUCAUUUAACAAGUCUACGCGUUACUUUUUCUUCCUUCCACGACACUUUUUGGAUUCACCUUAGCGCCAACUUUUCGUGAGGAUAUCAGUGCUCGAAUGUCUAUUGGAAAGAAGAUUGAAAUCUUAACAGGGACUGUGUGACAGUGCUGAUAAGAAUUCUCUGCAAUGCAUCCAACUGAUAUGCUCUAAUUAAUUGUCCUGGAUUCCUUCAUAAUGAUUCCGCUAUAUUUUAUGAAAUAACUCUCACAAGGAUCGAUUACAUUAUAACGAUUAUUGUAUGAUAACUAGUCGCAAAAUCGGUUAAUGCAAUUAUCCGAAUUGAUAACAGUAAUGAUUUGCAUUGUGGUUUUUGAUAAGAGACACUGUGCGCCUAAGUUUCGGAUGUUGCUACGUUCUAACACGACGAAAUUGACAGAAACAAUUCAGUGAAUUGACUGACAGUUGACAAACUAUUCUGAAAGUAAUCGUGAAUAAGGAAAGAAUGAAAAUAUCAAAGUGUUAGGACUAUUUCAAAUUACAAAAGACCACUAAUCAAUUGGUGAGAUUCACGAGUAGAGGAAUCUGAACUGUCAAGAAAGAAAAACAACAAUGAAGAAACCAGAAUUAAUAUGUUACAAAUUGACAUGCAUCUUUCCUGGAUCGUAACGAGGAAUUUGAUUGAAUAUUCGCAAGAUAAGAAAGUAUAAAAGAUCGAUAAAAACAAAUAAAAGACCGUCGGCGAAGACGCCUCGGUUUAAAAACAAAAAUUGGGAAAAUCAAAAAGAUUUAUCAAAGAAAAGGGUUGAAAAAUAAUCGAGCUGGAGCGUAAUGAGCAACAGCGAGGGUGUGGUGGCUGGCCAGGGUGCCGGAAGCGAUCGUCUUUGCGAGGACGUCGACAUGGCAACCCCGACGUCGGCGUCGUCAAAUUUAAAACCAAGAAACGGUAAGAUCAGCUUUAGCGUGGACGCAUUGCUAAGCGGCACGAAGAAUGGUGGUAGAAAUUUUAAUAACAGCAGAAGAGACAACGAGGAAAGAAUGGACAUUGAAAAGAAUUUGGAGAUGGAGGCAAGAUACCGAGAGAUACUGUUGGAACAACAAAGAAUACAUAGCAGGGAACUGUUGGCAAGGUUAAGUCCACAUGGUUCAGUUUUAGCGGCUUUCAGUAAUCAUCAUCAUCAUCAUCAUCAUCACCAUCAUCAAAAUCGUAUACAGGAACAAGAACAUCAUCCGUCGGCAGGUAGACAAGAAAUUUUAACCGUGAAAGAUUUCUCCAGGUCUAGCAGUCACGACAAAUCAUCAUCUCCGAUCAGAAUAGACCAGGAAGUUCAAAGGGAUAGAGACGGAGAGGAUCGUCGAUUAACUACGGACUCGCCGAUCGGUAGAAUCACCGAAUUGGCAUUGCAAAGAGAACGCGAUAGGAUUCAAGAUGACGAGGAUUCGAGAAUCGAUAGAAUGACCAAUCCUCGUUCUGUAUCGCCAGUUAGUAGGCGAGAAAUGUUAGACGAUCGUAGCGAUUCCGAGGCGAAUCGUUCCCUAGAAGGUGACAGAACGACGGAUCAUCUUGAUCUCGAGGAUCAAGAGAUACGAAGCGUCGGACAGUCGGAAGAUCUCAACGUAAUGGACUCGGACUGUGAACUUGAGAGAGAUCUUGAAACCGGUCAAGAAAAAGAAGAGAAGUCGAGUCCUGUAGUGCCUCAGCCAAUACACCCUGGGGUCCAAAGGCCCUCACAGGGAGGGCCUUACCUUACCGGUGCACCCGGCGCUCCUGGAUGGAAUCCUGCAGGAUUUCCUCAUCUUGCUAGUUUUGCCUGGUUACCCCCACCCCCACAUCCCCAUAAUCCUCAUGGACAUCUGUAUACGCCUCAUGGAGGACCCACAAGUCCUAACGGUGAUUUAAGAUUACCAGGUCCAGGACCAGGUCCAGUACGUUGCACCCUACGGAAGCAUAAACCAAAUAGAAAACCAAGGACACCGUUCACGACGCAGCAGCUGUUGUCUUUGGAGAAAAAAUUUCGAGAGAAGCAAUACUUGACGAUAGCAGAACGCGCGGAAUUCUCUUCGUCCCUUCAUCUCACGGAAACGCAGGUGAAGAUCUGGUUUCAAAACAGACGAGCGAAAGCGAAGAGAUUGCAAGAGGCUGAAAUUGAGAAGCUACGACUAUCGGCAAGGCCCUUAUUGCACCCAAGUUUCGGUUCGGGCCUGAUGUUCUCGGGCGUUGGUCCUCCUGGUACACCAGGAGUGCCACCCUUUAUCGCAGCGGCCAUGGCUAGGCACACCCAUGCUGCUGCCGCGGCAGCCAUGUUCAUGGGGCCCCCUGGACACAGGCCUUAAUAAGGCGGACUCGUUCGACCUUCGUCGUCUCUCUUGCUUGGCCAACGACGAGUCAGCUAACAGUUUUAGUUGCUUCAACGAACUCUCCUUGAGAAGAGGAUAUUUGUUGCGUAUCUUCAAGAUAGGUCUCUACUUUUUUUUCUUUUUUUUUUGUUUUUCAAUCCAACUCACCGUUUCCAAUUGCCCUCUAUUUCUUCUUUUUCAUCCAUGCUCCAAUUUAUUUUUUUCGCAUUGUUUUUCCUUUUUCAUUUUUAAUCGUAUUUUAUAAUUUCUCGAUAGACAUCGAACAAUAAUUUGUCAUUUAACAUUAAAAUUUCGUGAAAAAUAUUUUCAAUUGCAUUUUCAAGAAGAUCGAGUAACAUCAUCGUUCUAAAAACCUGUUGGACUCCAAUCUGAGAGCAAAGUUCCUACCAAAUCUGAAAAUAGAAGAACCAAACGCGUGAAAUCCAAUUACGCGUUACGAAAUAAAUUUGCACCGUGUAGGGCAUGCGAUUGGCCAAUACCAAGGAACAGAUAUAAUCUUUUGAUCCUUACUACUAUUACUAUCUUUUCUUUACAUAUGUAUAUAUAUUUAAUCGAAGAAAAGUAUCAUCGCCUUUUGUGCC